UGAAAAGAAAUAUGGACAUGUCAUUUACUUUAAGUUCAUAGAAUUUGCAGAACCAAAAUGGGUAAUCAUAUUUUUCAAUUAUACAGUUCUACUAUCAAACUAGACGGAUAAGAAGAACUGAACGAUAAAAAGAGUUUGUUUUGAAAUUAACAUUUUUUUUUGUCCCCUCAUCGACCAAAAAAUAAAUAGCAUAUGUAAUUCUAUGCAAUUUUACAUUUUUUUUUUAUAAAUAAUCUUUAUCAGCUUCCUUCCUCUCUUUUUAUUGUACUCUCAACUUGCAAACGUAUAGGCAUUUAAAAAAAAAAGAGAGAGAGAGAGACUUGUUUUUGCAUUUCUCUUCUUCGCGUGAGUUCUGGAUGCUCUAAUCCGAAAAAAAUAAAGGUUCUUCCGAGAAUUCAUCAGCCAACGACGAUUUUGAAACAAUUCUAGACCUUUUUCAUGGAAGGAGGAGGAGGAGGAGGAGGAGGCAUGUUUGAAGAAAUUGGUUGUUUUGAUCCAAAUGCUCCGGGAGAACUGACGGCUGAGAGAAGUGUCUCUCCGUCCGAGCCACCACCAGCCAUCACGGUCGUCGGUAGCAACAACAACAGCAACUGCAGUCUUGAAGAUCUCUCUGAGCUCCACCUCAGCCCACAAGACCCUUCUCUAGCUGCUGCCUCUGCCUCAGCUCAUGUUCAUCAGCUUCACAUCAAUGCUACUCCUCCUAACUGUGAACAUCAUCAAUUCCAGAGUUCGAUGCACCAAACACUACUUCAAGAUCCUUCCUCAUAUGCGCAACAGUCGAAUAACUGGGACAAUGGUUACCAAGAGUUUGUGAAUCUAGGUCCUAACCAUACAACUCCUGACCUACUCAGUCUCUUGCAACUGCCUAGAUCCUCACUUCCGCCUUUCGCAAACCCGUGCCUCCAAGACAUUAUGAUGACAUCUUCCUCUGUCUCUGCCUAUGACCCGCUCUUCCAUCUGAAUUUCCCUUUGCAGCAUCCUAAUGGCACUUUUCUUGGAGUUGAUCAAGAUCAAGCUGAGACAAACCAAGGUGUGAAUUUGUUGUAUGACGAAGAAAACAACAACCUCGACGUUGGUCUUAACCGUAAAGGGAGAGGAUCGAAAAAGCGGAAAAUUUUCCCUACCGAACGCGAGAGAAGAGUUCACUUCAAAGACCGCUUUGGUGACUUAAGGAGUCUAAUUCCAAAUCCCACCAAGAAUGACAGAGCAUCAAUCGUGGGAGAAGCCAUAGAUUACAUCAAAGAGUUGUUAAGGACGAUCGAUGAGUUCAAGAUGCUAGUGGAAAAGAAAAGAAUAAAGCGGCUGAAGAGGGAAGGAGACGACGUUGUUGAUGAGAACUUCAAGGCUCAAAGCGAAGUGGUUGAACAGAGUUCGAUCAAUAAGAAGAACAAUGCCUUGAGAUGCUCGUGGCUCAAGAGGAAAUCAAAGUUCACUGAGGUUGAUGUACGUAUCAUAGACGAUGAAGUUACGAUAAAGAUCGUGCAGAAGAAGAAAAUCAAUAGUUUGUUGUUCGUAUCCAAAGUCAUUGACCAGCUUCAGCUUGAUCUUCACCAUGUAGCUGGUGCACAGAUCGGUGAACACCACAGCUUCUUGUUCAACACCAAGAUUUGUAAAGGAUCAAGUGUUUAUGCAAGUGCCAUAGCAGACAGAGUAAUGGAAGUGCUGGAGAAACAAUACAUGGAAGCUCUUUCGAUGAAUAAUGGCUACCACUGCUACUCCAGUGAUUAAUGCGUUUUUCAUCUAGCUGGUUAUUACUUUUAAUUAUGGAUGUUUUUAAUAAUCACAUUAGUAGUAAUAUUUUCGCACUUUUGUUCUUUUAGCAAUGUGGGAUUUGUAGCUUAGCUAUGCCUCUGUUUUUCCCCCUUUUUAGGGUUUUUUGAUUCUACAAUAUAUUUGAGAGAGUGAGAGUUCCAUCUUUUGUUCAUCUUUAAGUCUUAAACAUAAGUUUUGAGUUCUUGAUUGUUGACUUUUGGUCG
Molecule: messenger RNA, 1976 nt
Organism: Camelina sativa (false flax)
Lineage: Eukaryota; Viridiplantae; Streptophyta; Magnoliopsida; Brassicales; Brassicaceae
Product: transcription factor bHLH89-like
Biological process (GO): regulation of DNA-templated transcription; anther wall tapetum development
Molecular function (GO): protein dimerization activity
Source: RefSeq, a predicted model, not a curated record